Trichophyton benhamiae CBS 112371 is the source of this 249-nucleotide messenger RNA. RefSeq lists its product as uncharacterized. Lineage: Eukaryota; Fungi; Ascomycota; Eurotiomycetes; Onygenales; Arthrodermataceae. The record is from RefSeq and is a predicted model, not a curated record. The coding region runs from base 1 to 249 and encodes 82 amino acids. The transcript has a single exon.
AUGGGAUAUAUUCCCUCAGCAAAACAAACGGUCACUGACAACCACGCUGGAAAGGCAGCAGAAACUUCGAGUAGCUAUGCUGAAGAUUUCGACCGGGACCAGCUUCCACUUUUCCACCAGCUGGCUAGAACUCGGCCUGGGGACCUUGCCCUGUCCAUCUACCAGUCCUCUCUCUCCAGGUCGAGGUUCUUUUUGCUCUGCAUCUCUCUUGUCCUUGCCAGGGCUGCUUCCGGUUGCACAGGACGAUAA